GGAACUCGCACGCCACAUGAGUGCCAAAUAGGAUGAGUUAUAUCCCUGUCAUAUAAAGUAAAUAUAUGAUAUAUGCUGAGAGAUCUAGUUAUCCAAUGGAAAGUAAACGACCCUAGGAUAAGGUCUGCAACUAAAAGAUUAUGGCCAAAAGAAUGCAAAGAAGAAAAUGUUUGAGCACAUAACAGCAAGCGAAAUAGCAGGCUAUGGCGUGGGGGCUCUACUCCUCUCCGCUACCCUUUCUGCCCCCAAAAUCGAUUCUUUCAUUUCUUCUUCUCAGCGCAGUUCCUUAGGGAUGUGCAAAAGAUGUGGUGAUCUGAAGCUGGUAGCUUGCUUCAAAUGCAAGGGCUAUGGAUUGAUCAAAGAAGGUGGGCCCUUCAAUUUUGUUCCCAUUGUUGGUGAGAGUAUGGGUUUUGGUGGCAAAAGCAAGUCAUCAUCAAACUCUUCAUGCAGUAAUUGUAGAGGAAGAGGCCAUUUUCCUUGUCCCCAGUGCUCAACCUCAAAGUCAUCCAAAACUUGAUAAGGUUCUUCCAAUUUUCUUAUUUUAAUUUAAUGCAUCUUGUUCAAGCGGUGGUGUUGUCACGUUCAAUAUUUAUAUUUCUGGUGUUGGGAUGAAUUUAUGUUUUGAGUAUUAUGAUGAUGAUGAUAGCUUUGGUUACAGUUAUUGUAAGUGCUGCAUUUUUUAAAAGAUUUGUAUGGUUGUAAUGAUGCAAGUAUGAUUGAUCGUGUUGUGUAAACUCAAUUUUCAUUAAAGUAAGUGUUGGAAUGACUCAAAUUUCAAUCCAAUUAACCUUCUCUAAUCUAACUGGAAAAUGAAAAUAAAUG
This is a messenger RNA of Striga asiatica, 822 nucleotides long. The record is from the annotation of a GenBank genome assembly. NCBI's taxonomy places the organism in Eukaryota, Viridiplantae, Streptophyta, Magnoliopsida, Lamiales, Orobanchaceae.